Molecule: messenger RNA, 687 nt
Organism: Fusarium tjaetaba
Lineage: Eukaryota; Fungi; Ascomycota; Sordariomycetes; Hypocreales; Nectriaceae
Exons: 1
Coding region: 1-687 (228 amino acids)
Source: RefSeq, a predicted model, not a curated record
AUGCGAAGUCUCCUCCUCUACCCUGUCCUGGCCGCUUCCGCCAUGGCCGAAAAGCUUCUCUACAGAAACACCUUCAACAGCACCGAUGCAAUCGCAGAUUGGGUCGCCGAAGGGUCCGUCAAAGCGACCGUCUCCAACAACACUCUCGAACUAGCUGCCCCAGGCGACUUUGUCUACUGGGUCCCCGAAGUCUUCCCCGAGCGCAUCCGGAUCACCUGGGACUUUUCGCCCAUCGAAGAACCAGGCCUGGCUAUCAUAUUCUUCGGCGCAGCAGCCGCCAAAGACGGCGGAAGCAUUUUCGACAAGGAUCUAAAACCCCGAAAUGGAUCUUACCCGCAGUAUCACUCGAGCGAUAUCCGCACGCUGCAUGCUUCGUAUUUUCGACGUCGAUGGCCUGAAGAAAGGGCUUUUCAUCUUGCGAACUUGAGAAAGUCGCCUGGAUUCCAUCUGGUUGCGCAGGGGGCUGAUCCGCUGCCGAAUGUGGAAGAUACUCAGGGCGCUUAUUACAAGGUUGAGGUCAUUCACGACAAGCGCGAUGUCAAGUUUUCGAUCAAUGGAUUGGAAUUGUUCUCGUGGGAGGAUGUGGAUCGGUCGACUGGGCCUGUUGUUCGUGGUGGACGGAUUGGUUUCAGACAGAUGAAUCCUCUUGUUGCUCGAUAUCGCAACUUGGAGGUGUGGAAGCUUUAG